This is a messenger RNA of Pelodiscus sinensis (Chinese soft-shelled turtle), 3864 nucleotides long. NCBI's taxonomy places the organism in Eukaryota, Metazoa, Chordata, Testudines, Trionychidae. The record is from RefSeq and is a predicted model, not a curated record.
UAUGUGUUCAAGACCAAGUCAUGUGAAGAAAGGACUGUUCAUGAGGAGCUUGCUACGAAUGUGACUGGCCUUUUGAAAUCAAAUGAUCAAGUAACAGUGAAACAUGUUUUAAAGCAUUCCUGGUUCUUCUUUGCAAUUAUCUUAAAAUCAGUGGCACAAUACUUGGUUGAUACAAACAGAACACAGAUUCCUCGAACACAGAGAUUUCCAGAAUCAUUCCAGACGGAACUAGACACACUGGUAAUGGUCUUAUCUGACCAUGUUAUUUGGAAACACAAAGAUGCUUCUGAAGAAACAAAAAAUGCAAACCACAGUAUUGCUAGAUUUCUUAAGCACUGUUUUACAUUUAUGGAUCGUGGAUUUGUAUUGAAGUUGGUCAACAACUAUGUAAACAUGUUCAGCCCCGGGGAUCACAAGAUUUUAUAUCAGUACAAAUUUGACUUUCUUCAAGAAGUUUGCCACCAUGAGCACUUUAUUCCUCUGUGCCUGCCCAUACGAUCUGCAAACAUUCCAGAUCCUGUGACACCUUCAGAAUCAACGCAGGAAUAUCAUGCAUCAGAGAUUCCAGAAUACACCCUGACCAAUGAAUUUUGCCAUAAACAUUUUUUAAUUGGGUUACUGCUUCGGGAGGUUGGCUUUGCCCUGCAAGAAGACCAGGAUAUUAGGCACUUAGCUUUGGCUGUGCUUAAAAACCUAAUGGCAAAACAUUCAUUUGAUGAUCGAUAUGCAGGCCAGGAUAAACAGGCUCAAAUAGCAAAUCUGUACAUGCCCCUGUAUGGCAUGCUUUUGGACAAUAUGCCAAGGAUUUAUAUGAAGGAUAUGUUUAUUUUCAAUAUAAAUACAUCCAAUCAGGGAUCUAGGGAUGACUUGAGCACUGCAGGAGGAUUUCAGAGUCAAACAACAAUGAAACAUGCAAACUCUGUGGAUACGUCUUUCUCCAAAGAUGUCCUGAACUCUAUAGCAGCCUUUUCAUCAAUAGCUAUCUCUGCAGCAAACCAUGCUGACUCCAGAGCUUCCAUAGCAAGUCUUGACUCUAACCCAAGUACCAAUGAAAAAACCAGUGAGAGAACGGAGGCCUGUGAAAAGAUUGUGAGGCCUUUGUCUUUGAUCGGAUCAGCUCUCCGCUUUGACAAGUUAGAUCAGGCUGAAACUAGAAGCCUUCUUAUGUGUUUCCUUCACAUUAUGAAAACAAUUUCGGAAGAUACGCUGAUUUCCUACUGGCAAAGAGCUCCAUUCACAGAGAUAGCUGACUUUUUCAACCUUUUAGAGGUUUGCCUGCAAAAUUUCAGAUAUAUAGGAAAACGAAACAUAAUCAGGAAAAUUGCUGCUGCAUUUAAAUUUGCUCAGGCCACCCAGAAUAAUGGAACUCUUAAAGGGUCUAACUCAUCUUGCCAAACAUCUGGUCUGUUGCCGCAAUGGAUGCUUUCUACUUCCAGUCAUGAUGGCCACAAACAUCACAGAUCUCAAACGCUACCAAUAAUCCGUGGCAAAAAUGCAUUUUCCAACCCCAAACUCUUACAAAUGAUAGACAGCAGCAUGGCAAGCAGUUCCAAUGAAACAGACAUUGUACAUUAUGCAGACACAGAGGCAAAUAUUGCCACAGAGGUUUGCCUCACCAUUCUGGACCUACUGUGUCUUUUCACUGAGAACUACCAGAGACAACUGCAGCAAUCUGACUGCCAAAAUCCAUUGAUGAAAAAGGUUUUUGAUACCUACCUGCUCUUUUUGCAAGUCAACCAGUCGGCAAUAGCCCUCAAGCAUGUCUUUGCCGCCCUGCGGUUGUUUGUGAGCAAGUUUCCUUCAGCGUUUUUUCAAGGGCAAGCAGAGAUGUGUGGAUCGUUCUGCUAUGAAAUCCUGAAAUGUUGUAACCAUAGGUCACGAUCAACUCAGACAGAGGCAUCUGCUCUUCUUUAUUUUUUCAUGAGAAAGAACUUUGAAUUUAACAAGCAGAAGUCAAUAGUCAGGUCCCAUCUACAGCUCAUCAAAGCUGUAAGCCAGUUGAUUGCAGAUGCAGGGAUUGGUGGAUCUCGGUUUCAGCAUUCACUUGCAAUUAUAAAUAAUUUCGCUAAUGGAGACAAACAGAUGAAAAACAGUCAUUUUCCAGCAGAGGUGAAAGACCUGACCAAACGCAUCAGGACAGUUUUAAUGGCCACAGCUCAGAUGAAGGAGCAUGAGAAAGACCCAGAGAUGCUUGUAGACCUGCAGUACAGUCUAGCAAACUCAUAUGCCAGUACACCUGAAUUACGAAGGACUUGGCUUGAGAGCAUGGCCAAGAUUCAUGCUAGGAAUGGAGAUUUAUCAGAGGCUGCUAUGUGCUAUAUCCAUAUAGCUGCCCUUAUUGCAGAAUACCUGAAAAGAAAGGGUUACUGGAAAAUGGAAAAGAUUUGUACCUCACGUAUGUUCCUGGAGGAUGCUCAAGUUUCUGAUAGUAAUCUGUUACUAACUACUCACACUGGAGGAAGCUUAUUUUCCAUGGGAUGGCCAGCUUUUCUAAAUAUUACCCCAAACAUUAAAGAAGAAGGAGCUAUGAAAGAAGAUUCUGGAAUGCAAGAUACUCCAUAUAAUGAGAAUAUCCUUGUGGAGCAGCUGGAGUUAUGUGUUGAUAACCUGUGGAAGUCUGAAAGAUACGAACUGAUUGCUGAAGUUAACAAGCCUAUCAUUGCUGUAUUUGAGAAACAAAGAGAUUUUAAAAGACUGUCUGAUCUGUAUUAUGACAUCCACCGAUCAUAUCUGAAGGUCGCAGAAGUAGUAAAUUCUGAGAAACGUUUGUUUGGGCGAUACUAUCGCGUUGCCUUUUAUGGGCAGGCUGUGGGCUUUUUUGAAGAAGAGGAAGGUAAAGAGUAUAUUUAUAAAGAGCCCAAGUUAACAGGGCUGUCUGAGAUCUCUCAGAGACUGCUAAAACUUUAUGCAGAUAAGUUUGGAUCAGAAAAUGUGAAGAUGAUCCAAGAUUCCAAUAAGGUCAAUCCGAAAGACUUGGAUCCAAAAUACGCUUAUAUCCAGGUCACAUACGUCACGCCUUUCUUUGACGAGAAGGAGGCUGAGGACAGGAAGACUGAUUUUGAAAUGCAUCACAACAUCAGCCGUUUUGUAUUUGAAACGCCUUUCACGCUGUCAGGGAAGAAACACGGAGGAGUAGAAGAGCAAUGCAAGAGACGCACAAUCCUGACAACCAGUCAUUUAUUUCCUUACGUGAAGAAACGUAUUCAAGUCAUAAGCCAAACAAGCACAGAACUGAACCCCAUUGAAGUAGCUAUUGAUGAGAUGUCCAAAAAGGUUUCAGAACUUAAACAGCUUUGCACAAUGGAAGAAGUGGAUAUGAUUAGACUGCAGCUUAAACUUCAAGGAAGUGUCAGCGUCAAGGUAAAUGCUGGACCAAUGGCAUAUGCCCGAGCUUUUCUUGAAGAAACAAAUGCUAAGAAGUAUCCUGAUAACCAAGUGAAACUUCUGAAGGAAAUCUUCAGGCAGUUUGCAGAAACAUGUGGACAUGCUCUUGAAGUUAACAAACGCCUUAUUAAAGAGGACCAGUUAGAAUAUCAAGAAGAAAUGAAGUCUCAUUAUAAGGAUAUGCUCAGCGAGCUCUCUGUAGUCAUGAAUGAACAGCUCUAUCAUGGUCCAUGCUUAUACAGCUUCUCUUCUUCCUUGUCUAACAUUUCCCUCAAUACUGUUGACAAAAGUGAUUACAUACAAGGAAGAUCCAGCAAAGCCUCAAGGAAUGGAACGAACCUAUUCACGAACCAUCUCUAGAACAAACACAGCCCUCUCAGGAGCAGUGAUAUCAAAUCCUGACAUUUGACUGAAAAAUCUGUGACUUCAUAUAUACCUUUGGAGGACUUUUUUUUUUAAAUGUAAAAAUUAUAAUGAACA